Molecule: messenger RNA, 3847 nt
Organism: Melanaphis sacchari
Lineage: Eukaryota; Metazoa; Arthropoda; Insecta; Hemiptera; Aphididae
Exons: 4
Coding region: 878-3337 (819 amino acids)
Source: RefSeq, a predicted model, not a curated record
AGAGGCCGGUGAUGCUGCCGCCGCCACUAUAUUAAUAUUAUCAUCAUCAUAGCCAUACAUUGUGCAUUUAUGCGGUAUAAUCGUUAGUUUUACACGCGCGCCUUUAGCGUGCGUGUGCGUGUUACCAUCGUCGCAUUAAUGUUAAAAUUAUUUUAAUACUUGACGUUUUAAAAAUGUAUGAAACAUCAUAAUCUCAAACGGAAUCUCGCGAUUACAAUUUACGGCUGAACAAAUAAUAGUAAUCUAGUCGAUAAUAAUAGGUAUCACGAGUAUUAUUACACGCUGCAGUGAACAACCAUCGCACAAUAUCACACAUUUUUUGUAAUAUUUUAUUUUAUUACUAAUGAAUUAUUGACAUUAUGAUUAUAAAAUCGUAUUUUGUCGAUUUCGUCGUAAUCGCCGUCCGCCAUAUCGCCCGCAUCGCAUCUAUCACCUAGACUCCGCCCGCGCAGAGCAAAGUUCUGCACGCGGAUCGCACGUUUAGCAGCUUGUCGUUGUCAUUUCAUACUAUGUGAUCUGUGGUCGUCGUCGUGGUCUUCGCUAUCGGUAAUAAUCUAAAUACACAUUUUAACUACCUAUUUCUGUCGUCGACUACUGCCACUGCCACCACGCACAGCACACUACGAAAAUAAACGCGUCCGCGAGUCGGCUGCUCCCGGGCACACGUCGGCUCACCGCCGUCGUAGGCACUAAUAAUAAACUUUCUUUUCCACUAUCGCCUCCGUUUCCGCUCGACGCUAUCCGUCGAACUAUAAUACGUGAUUUUAUUGUAAAACCACGUCGUACAUUAUACAACGUCAACUUGAUAUCGUUUAAAUAUAUUUUAUAUAUAUAAUAUACCUAUCUGUGUUUAUCCGAUAAUAAACGUGGUCGUGAAAUGGAAUGCCGUCGGACUGUCAUUACCAGCGGAGUGUUGCGAUCGCCACCGUCCGCGUCAGCUGCGCCACUUUCGAUGGCAACGAGUGCGGGCGCCAUGCGGCACCGGGGCUUCCGGCACAGUCGGUCGUACGAUUGCGGUGACGAAGUUGUCGACGAGUACAACAACAACAGCAACGUUAUCGCAACCACGAUAAACAACACGACGCAGCUCGUCGACGAAUUGGAACAGCUGCGGACCGACAACUUUCAACUCCGGUUGCGCGUCUACAACGCCGAGCGACGGGUGGACAAGCUUUCAGCGGCCGCACUCGACCGGGACCGGGAGAAGCGCAGCAACAAUACUGAUAGUGAUACCGAUGACAGCAGCGACAGUAGCGGCCACAGCGACACUGACCGCAAUAACGCGGCGUCGGCCAAGGCGACCGCUGAAGCGGCCGUGCGCACUAUCCACGACUUGUUAACGGUCAACCGGAGAUUGCUCGCACUACUUGCAGCCACGGUGUCAGCCAAAGCGGUGUCCGUGUCUGCCGAUGACAAAAGACGGUGGCGGCGACUGCGAAAGCACAUCGAGAAAUACGCCGUAGAAGACCCGAAAGAAGAAAAGACUGAUGAACUCGACGACGAUGACGAUGAAUUUCAUGACGCGUCAACGACGGAUUCCGAGACGUCGUGCAAAGCGCAGGUGGCAGUGUCUGCGGAGAGCUCGGCGACGAGACAGAACGUUCUGCGUUCGCCUUCACCUCUGCAGACACCGUCGUCAUCCACACCGCUCAAGACCACGGUCGAGGACGACGAAAAUGCCGGUUCCGAAGUGUCUCGUUUGCGAGGACGGUGCAGGCGGCUGGAGCGGUCACUACAACAGCUAGUCAACACGGAACUGUGGGCCCGGAAUCGACAGAUUGGCAAACUCGAACAACAAAGGUAUGUGACCCAAGUGGCGAACGCUACCACGCAAAGUGACAGGAGACCGACUGAGGUGGUGGCAGCAAAUGCAGCUCCGCUGCAACAACAUUGUCUGCAGCAGUUCAGUUCGAAAACCGCGUCGGCUGCUCCGCUGCCGGUGACCAAAGGAAUCCUAGUAAAACGGUUGUCCGCAGAAACACCCAUUGGAACAACAUCAACAGCCGACCCGGAAGCACAGAACCAUCGGAAAUCACCACCAACAGUAGUUACAAUCACGACGCCGCCGCCAGUGUUGCCGGACUACUCGGAAGUGAACUUUUUCUUCAGCUGCGACGAAGAAGACGACGAUGGAGACUCCGUAGAGAUGAACACUUCGUCGUCGUCGAAAGAGGAGGCCGCGGAUUCAAACGACUGCAGCGGCGACGAAGAGCCGGUACGGUUAGGUGCAAUCGGCGCUCCGGUGUCAUCGGCGAGCGCGCGGAAACGACACUGUCGACCACAUCACCGACAACUGAAACAGCCAAACAAGAGCGUUGGCGAAACGAUCGCAGUCUCCACGUCGACGUCCUCGUCAUCAACCGAGUCUGCUGCCGAAGACGAAGCAAACGAUUCAAACUGCAGCGAUGGCGUUAUUGCGACAACGACUGCCGCUACGUCACACACCACACAAAGUCGGACCGUAAGCGGCGGCGGUGGUUUGCAUAGAAGGCGACGGUGCAGGCCACCACGCCGAUGUUCGACUUGCGGUCGUUGUAGUGGAAUCGUGGACGCGGAGUCGGCUGCAGCACAUCACUUGAGGCCGCCGUCCGUGACGGACGCACAAGUCCAGUGCGGCGACGGAAACGUGCAGGCACUCGACCACGGCUGCAGCGACGGCGACAGCGGCGGUGGCGAACACCAGUUGCAACUGUUGCGUCGCGAACUGGACACUCGGCGGCGUGAAAACGGUCGACUAUACGACAUGCUACUGAAACUGCAACGCGGCACGCGGUCGGGCGAUCGGGGAAAAGGCGACGGUGGCCCUAGAAUUCCGUCGCCCGACUUCUCGGACUCUGACCUGCCGAGCGGUUCACCCGAACCGCACAGGCGGGCAGCCGGAACGGACCGCGGUCGCGUCGCCGACCUGUUGCCGCCGCUCCUGUGCAUGCGGUCGAUUUCGGACGACGACGACGGCGAAGGUCAUCAGCAGCGAGAUCAGCCGGACGGCGCGGAACAACAGCAACAGCAACAACUGAUGCUGCUCACCCGUCUCCGAGAACGCAUAGUGGCGUACGAACGGAGAGAACUCAACGGCGGCGACGAUCGCGUCGCGGGAAUGCAGGCGCGGCCGGACGACACGUCCAACGACGCCGUCCGCCGCAUGGACCGCGCCGAUCUGGUGAACGUGGCGCUUCCACGGGUCGUAGAACGGCUACGACAGGCGCUCGUGCCGCUGUUGCAACGUCGGUCAGAAAACGCUGCACCGGUCGGCGAUGGAUCGGCGGACGUCGGCGGUGGUGAUGCAUUCGUCGAUGGCGCACGACCGUCGUCGCCGGCGAAUGCAGAAGGACGUUGACAACGUUUUCGUGUGUAGUUACCAGUUACCGACCCUCAGCAAACUCUAUCUGUGUAUUAUUAUUAUUAUUAUUAUUAUUAUUAUCAUUAUUGUUAUUGUACCAUCAUUUAGACAAAAUUAUUACCGUAUACCCUGCAGCGUGCAACAGUAAUCGAAUCUGGUAAAUAUACCUACGGAUUCGGUUUCGGUUUUUGUUUCUUGAUAUAUUGUAUAAUGUGUACGCAUUUUAUUAUUUUUGUUGUUGACGUUUGUUUUUUUUAUUUUAUUACGAAAUUUUUCAAUUUUUAUACGCCAAAUAACUAUAUACAAAACUAUAUGGUCGCAUAAACUAUUACUUAAUCUAGUUAAUCUUACGAUGUAUAUUGACUAUGUUGCAAUGUACAGGUGCAACCCUACCCAUAAUAAUAUAUUAAUUUGCCAAAAGACUUAUAUUCGUGUGCCAAAAAAAAAUCAAUAUGCAUUUUUAUACUUACUAAUAUAUAAUUACUAUUUGUUAUUGUGAAGAUUUAA